Messenger RNA from Pteronotus mesoamericanus, 6350 nucleotides. RefSeq names its product exostosin like glycosyltransferase 3 (gene EXTL3). Lineage: Eukaryota; Metazoa; Chordata; Mammalia; Chiroptera; Mormoopidae. Gene Ontology annotation, cellular component: membrane. The transcript has 7 exons. The record is from RefSeq and is a predicted model, not a curated record. Gene Ontology annotation, molecular function: glycosyltransferase activity. Bases 674 to 3433 code for a protein of 919 amino acids.
GCGCGGCCUGGAAGGCGGGCGGCGGGCGACAAGAGCGGCUUUUGGGAGCCCGAGUUUCACACCGGCGGCGGCGGCGGCUCGUCGUUCCUGAACUGAGAGCCGGACAGCAAGCCCCAGAGUUCACGAUUUCAAGAACUAUGCUAACAUGUAAUGCAGCGUGAGUCAGAGAAAGGAAGGGCCCUGCGACGCAGGGCCUGAUUGUUGGCAAUGACAUCGAUAACAGGCUGGCAUUUAUUUCUGUCAUAACCAGCUACUUUAUAGCUGUGAAGAGUAACUAUGCCUAUUUGUUGGUCAGCCAAACCAAGGAACAAGAGCUAUGGCCGUUGAAAAAGUCUGUCCGAUUCCAGGAUAUGUUUCCUGGGUUUCAUCAUCAGGGACCUCCUCCUUUUCAUCUCAUCAACAAUGUGGUACCUUUUACCAUUUGACAAAGAUUAAGGACAUGUUCUCUGGUCAACAGCCAGAACUGAAAAUCUGCUGGAAUAGGGUCAGAGACCAUUUCAAUUACAGCUGAGGAAAAUGAAAUUUCCAUUUUAUUUGGUGCCUUGUACAGGGAGCACACUCACUCUUAUGGAAACCUGUGAGUAAAAAGAGAUUGAGUUUUGUCUAACACAAACUCACGGUUAUGGCGAGUGACCCAACGUGAUCAGAGGGGGCAAGAGCCACAGAGGAACUCAUGACAAGCUAUACCAUGUUGCGGAAUGGGGGAGUGGGGAAUGGAGGUCAAACCUGGAUGUUACGGUGGUCCAACCGUAUCCGACUCACGUGGCUCAGUUUUACACUCUUCAUCAUUCUGGUUUUCUUCCCCCUCAUUGCUCACUACUAUCUCACCACUCUGGAUGAGGCUGAUGAGGCCGGCAAGCGGAUUUUUGGCCCACGGGCUGGUAACGAGCUGUGUGAGGUAAAGCAUGUGCUGGAUCUUUGCCGAAUCCGUGAAUCUGUAAGUGAAGAGCUCUUGCAGCUGGAAGCCAAGAGGCAAGAGCUCAACAGUGAAAUUGCCAAGCUGAACCUGAAGAUUGAAGCCUGUAAGAAGAGUAUUGAGAAUGCGAAACAGGACCUCCUUCAACUUAAGAAUGUCAUUAGCCAGACUGAACAUUCUUACAAGGAGCUGAUGGCCCAAAAUCAGCCCAAACUUUCUCUGCCCAUCCGAUUGCUCCCAGAGAAGGACGAUGCUGGCCUUCCUCCCCCAAAGGUCAUACGGGGUUGCCGACUGCACAAUUGUUUUGAUUAUUCUCGCUGCCCUCUCACCUCUGGAUUUCCAGUCUAUGUUUAUGACAGUGACCAGUUUGCCUUUGGCACCUACCUGGAUCCGUUGGUCAAGCAGGCUUUUCAGGCUACAGCACGAGCCAGCGUCUAUGUUACAGAAAAUGCAGACAUUGCCUGCCUCUAUGUGGUAUUAGUGGGAGAGAUGCAGGAGCCAGCAGCGUUGCGGCCUGCUGAACUUGAGAAGCAGUUGUAUUCUCUACCACACUGGCGGACAGAUGGACACAACCAUGUCAUCAUCAACCUGUCACGGAGGUCAGAUACGCAGAACUUGCUAUAUAAUGUCAGCACAGGCCGUGCCAUGGUGGCCCAGUCCACUUUCUAUGCUGCCCAGUACAGACCUGGCUUUGACUUGGUAGUGUCGCCACUAGUCCAUGCCAUGUCAGAGCCCAACUUCAUGGAAAUCCCACCACAGGUGCCAGUUAAGCGCAAAUAUCUCUUCACCUUCCAGGGUGAGAAGAUUGAGUCACUGAGAUCCAGCCUUCAGGAGGCCCGCUCCUUCGAAGAAGAAAUGGAGGGUGACCCCCCAGCCGACUAUGAUGAUCGUAUCAUUGCCACCCUAAAGGCCGUGCAGGACAGCAAGCUCGAUCAGGUCCUGGUAGAAUUUACCUGCAAAAACCAGCCUAAACCCAGUCUGCCUACUGAGUGGGCACUGUGUGGGGAGCGGGAAGACCGCUUGGAAUUACUGAAGCUUUCCACCUUUGCCCUCAUUAUCACUCCUGGGGACCCUCACUUGGUUAUUUCAUCUGGGUGUGCAACACGGCUUUUCGAAGCCCUGGAAGUCGGUGCUGUCCCAGUCGUGCUGGGGGAGCAAGUACAGCUUCCUUACCAGGACAUGCUGCAGUGGAAUGAGGCAGCCCUGGUGGUGCCCAAGCCACGUGUUACCGAGGUCCACUUCCUGUUACGAAGUCUCUCGGAUAGUGACCUACUGGCUAUGAGGCGGCAAGGCCGCUUUCUCUGGGAGACUUACUUCUCGACUGCGGACAGUAUUUUCAAUACUGUGCUGGCUAUGAUUAGGACUCGCAUACAGAUCCCAGCUGCUCCCAUCCGGGAAGAGGCAGCAGCUGAGAUCCCUCAUCGGUCAGGCAAGGCGGCUGGAACUGACCCCAACAUGGCUGACAAUGGGGACCUGGACCUGGGGCCAGUGGAGACUGAGCCUCCAUACGCCUCGCCCAAAUACCUCCGCAACUUUACCUUGACUGUCACAGACUUUUACCGCAGCUGGAACUCUGCUCCGGGACCUUUCCAUCUUUUCCCCCACACACCCUUUGAUCCUGUGUUACCCUCUGAGGCCAAAUUCUUGGGCUCAGGGACUGGAUUUCGGCCAAUUGGUGGUGGAGCUGGGGGUUCUGGCAAGGAGUUUCAGGCAGCACUUGGAGGCAAUGUUCCACGGGAGCAGUUCACAGUCGUGAUGUUGACUUAUGAGCGGGAGGAGGUGCUUAUGAACUCUUUAGAGAGAUUGAAUGGCCUCCCCUACCUGAACAAGGUAGUGGUGGUGUGGAAUUCUCCCAAGCUACCAUCAGAAGACCUUCUGUGGCCUGACAUCGGCGUCCCCAUCAUGGUGGUCCGUACUGAGAAGAACAGUUUGAAUAAUCGAUUCUUGCCCUGGAAUGAAAUUGAGACAGAGGCCAUCCUGUCUAUUGAUGAUGAUGCUCACCUCCGCCAUGAUGAAAUCAUGUUUGGGUUUCGGGUGUGGAGAGAAGCCCGGGACCGCAUUGUGGGCUUUCCUGGCCGGUACCAUGCGUGGGACAUCCCUCAUCAGUCCUGGCUCUACAACUCCAACUACUCCUGUGAGCUGUCCAUGGUGCUGACAGGCGCUGCCUUCUUUCACAAGUAUUACGCCUACCUGUACUCUUACGUGAUGCCCCAGGCCAUCCGAGAUGUGGUGGAUGAAUACAUCAACUGUGAGGACAUCGCCAUGAACUUCCUGGUCUCCCACAUCACUCGGAAACCCCCCAUCAAGGUGACCUCACGGUGGACUUUCCGAUGCCCAGGAUGCCCUCAGGCCCUGUCCCACGACGAUUCCCACUUUCACGAGCGGCACAAGUGUAUCAACUUUUUUGUCAAGGUGUAUGGCUACAUGCCCCUGCUGUACACUCAGUUCAGGGUGGACUCUGUGCUCUUCAAGACCCGCCUGCCCCACGACAAGACCAAGUGCUUCAAGUUCAUCUAGGGGCAUGGCCAGUUCAGGGCGGGGAGGAGCAACAGGAAGGGGCGGCUCCUCAGGUUCCUGUCAUUGAAGGGCCUCAGGGGCAUCCACCGUGUGGGCGGCCCAGACCCUCUGCUAGGCGAGGCAGCAGGAGGAGUGGAAAGGAAGGGCCUGCCUUUCUCUGCAAGGUGGUCACACUGGGCCUGGAACCUGGGCCGGACGACGCUGGGUUCCCUCACAGGGCACUGACUGAGAGCCUGCACUGAGGACGCGGGGGCUUGGGGAAGGCCCUCACAUGGCUCAUAGCCCGGGGAGCUGGUUUUUAAAUUCAGUAACAACUAUUAUUAUUUAAAAAGUUUCAGAUUUGCCAUUCAAGGCUUAUUUAUAUAUGUGUGUAUAUAUAUGUGUAUAUAUACACACACACACACUCACAUACAUAUACAUAUAUAUAUAUUUGGGGGGAAUUUGAAAUUUCUGCCUGUCUCACCAAGUGAGGGACCCACCAAAGCUCCUGAUGCCCUGCCUUUGGCGGAGAUGGAGCCUGGCCUUACGGUACUUGGCUCAUCCUUCAGUGUCAUCUCCAUCCUCCCAGGGGGCAUCUUUGUGCAGAAACAAGAAGGGCUGGGCUGGCCCUCUUUCGGGCCCUGGACGAGAUAAAACCUGUCGGUGUGCUCCGUCCUGUCUGCCACCACCCAGCCACCUGUACCUCACGUCUCCUCUCCUGAGUCCUUGGGGGGACCUGUGUCUUUGGGGACGGUUGAGCUUCCUUGGCUGGAUCAGUGGCGUCUGAAGAGUUGCCAUUAGGUCGCGCUGUCCCCGACUUGUCCCUGCUCUCCCGGUCUCCUCCUCGUUGGAAGCAGAACGAGGAAGGAAGGAGACCCAAAGGCAGCUCUCCCAAACGGCUCUUGUCCAGCCCUCCGUUUCAACACGUGCUUUGGCUUCCGGCUCUCCUGAGGGUUGUCCCUUGGGGGGAGAAUGGAACACGGCAGGCUGCCCUUCCAGGUGUGGUCUGAUGUGGUUUGCGGGUUGGCUUUCUCUCUGGGACGGAGAGCAAGCGAGCCUCCUUUGCGCCUCCCCACCCGGCUGGCCGGUGAGUCUUAACACAAGGCACCUGCCUUGGCGUAAAUACCUUGGUGAAAUUCACCUUCCCCUCUGCCCUUGUCCGGACCUGCAUUGUGUGUUACCUGUAGUUUUUGGAUCCCUAAUGCCUGGUUGGUUCCAGAACACCCUGAGGUUUGGUAUGUGCCAGAACAAUCGGAGGACGUGAUCUGUUAUGUUCAGCUCAAAUCCAGCCUGACAAUUUCACAGGCAUUUUCACCCCAUGUUACCUCUCGGAUUUCGAUUUCUAUUUUCUGGGCUGAAAUGGAAAUAAGCUAAUUUUUCUUGUGGUGGUGGUGGUGGUGGUGGUGGUGGUGGUAGGAGAACCGGAGAGGCUGUUAGUGGCAUGUGGCAGGGAUGUAGCCCAUGACUUCCGCCAUUUUUCUGGACCCCACUUUCUUCCAGUGAAGUUGAGUGUGGCUGGUUUUCUGCAGCUGGACAAAAGCUCAGGUCUGCCCUGGUCAUGCACAUGCCUUAAACCAUCUCCGUCUUCCCCAGACCCGGCAUCCUGUGCUUCUGUCUGUUUCUUGGGGGCACAUUCUGCUGUGAUCUCCCUGUCCCAGCGGUUCAAGUGUCAUUUUGAAGGCAGGCUCUGUCCUGUAGAUACCACCCACCUGCAGGGCUUGCCUGACCGCAAGGACCUCUCCGUGGGCAAGCGGGACGCGGGCUGCAGGCCGUGUGGUCCCCCUGGGGAGCACACUGGCUCCUCCCCGCAGCCGCCCUGCAGCUCCCCUGCGGAGGUGGCUGCCUAGGAAAUGGCGUUGUGCUUCUCAGCAGCCCAGCCAAGGACCCAGACUCCCUGCAUCCUAACUUUCUAACACCCUGUCCUUGACUUCUGACUUCAUUCUUUUUAGCAGUAGCCUUCUUCCCUCUGGGAAGCCAAAGAGUGUGGUGUUUUGAGCAAUGUAUGUGGCUGCUAUUUUUAUCUUGUUUUUUCCAUGUGAGGAGCUCAUGAACUGCCCUUCGGUGGGACCUGGUGAGAAAGGAGCGGUCUCUGUCAGGAUCGCUGUAGCGGCGCCAGGUUGCGGACCGGGGUGAGGUUCGUAGAUCCAGGAGUAGCUGCGUGGUCUGAGGUGAGAGAACGCCAGUGGGCGCUGUAGGGAAGGCUGGGAUGUUGGAGCUUCAAACAAGGAUAGCACCGUGUGGACCUGAAUGGACACGGACACCAAGGACCCUGAACGGCAGGCCCUGGUGACACGUCACGGGAACAGCCGUGUUCCGUGACACGCCUCAGAAGCAGGAAGCGGGGCGGUCGGAUCUCUCAGGCCGCGUGGUUAGGCGCUCCUGGAGCCUGGCUGCAGGGUGUGCACGGCAGCUUAGGGACGGGCCCAGCUCCGUGCUCAGAAUGCCUUUGGUGCUGCUCAGUCACCUUGGGAAACCCGGAUGUCGCCUACACCACCUGCGACUCGGUGGAACACGAAAACAGCUCUGAAGACCCACCAGGGUCUCCUCGGCCGUCCGAACGUAACGCCUGGUCACCCGGCCUUUGCUCCCAGGGCCCCGGGCGGGCGUCCUUGCUCUCCAGGUAGCCGGUGGGCUCCUCCCGUGAGGGGCCGCCCCCUACGCGUGCACCUCCCCAGGGGCUCGGCAGGCGGUCCUGAGCUCCUGCGCCUCGGGCAGUGCCCUCUCUGUGUCGCGGCUGCACCUCCAGCAGGCGUGCGCCCCGAGCCGGCGGGGCCCUGUCCGUGGGGAUGGGGCAGCCGAGCCUCCUGGGGCUGCCUGCCGCGUGCUCGUGCUCGGGGAGCGCCGGUUCGGAAUGAUGGGAUCCUGAAGGGGACGCUGUCCGACACCCCUGCCACGUCCGCCCGCCCACUCCUUUUCCAGUCCUGAGCACAAUGAUCUG